Molecule: messenger RNA, 4979 nt
Organism: Seriola aureovittata
Lineage: Eukaryota; Metazoa; Chordata; Actinopteri; Carangiformes; Carangidae
Gene: fbxo30a
Product: F-box protein 30a
Exons: 3
Coding region: 230-2446 (738 amino acids)
Molecular function (GO): zinc ion binding; protein binding; ubiquitin protein ligase activity
Source: RefSeq, a predicted model, not a curated record
CGAAGGUCUCACAGCCGAACAACCAGCUGCAGCCAGUUCAUGUCAUAAGAAGAUUGGGACAUAUUUAAUACUGUGAGAUGAUUGUGUGGCUGUAGUUCCGGUGUUGCUGAUGUCGACGGAGCUGAUAUAAGUAAAGUGAUAUUAAUAAAAUACACCUGGAGAGCCCCGUAACUCGGGGUUGAACACUUCACACCGUUUCCCCAUUUGGACAAGGAGUAAUAAAGUAAAAAUGGAGAAUCUGCACCCCCACUGCCUUAAAUGCAUCAACAGAAGAUGCAUGGUAAGACCAGAAACGGGUGUUUCCUGCGACCUCAUCGGCUGCCCUCUUGUCUGCGGGGCAGUUUUUCACUCAUGCAAACUAGAGGAGCAUCGUCUACUGUGUCCGUAUGAACGGCUGCCAUGCCUAAACAGUGGGUUUGGCUGCCCCUUCACUAUUGCAAGGAUCAAGAUGGCACAACAUCUUGAAACUUGCCCAGCAAGUAUAGUAUGUUGUACUAUGGAGUGGAACCGCUGGCCUGUGAGCUAUGCUGAUCGCAAGUCCUAUGAAAACUUGAGCAAAGACUUUGAUGAGGUGGAGCAGCUAGACAUGGCCUUGGCCCUGCAGGAUCAGAGGAUGUUGUUAGAGUCCCUGAAGGUCACGACCACUGUGUCAAAGAAUGGAGAUAAAGAAGUCGAUGAAAGUGACAAGAUGGCCACGGCAUCAAGUUUACCAGAGACAGUGUUAGGUAAUGGAUCAGUGGAAAUGGAACAAGAGCCCUAUACUGAGUUGUAUAGUACCUCAGUCGAAAAUAGCAGAAGUUUUGCUGCGGCCUUGGACAUCCUCACUAAUUCCAAGGAUAUUGAUGUUAUUGUAGGAAAUCUAAAUGGGGAAAAGACUGAUAAGAAUGGAGCACUCCACAAUGGAGAAAAUGGUGAUAGUCAUAAUGUUUAUGUCGCCGAAGGCGGGAAGAAUGUAGAUAUGCAAGAGAGUGACUCUGAUUCAGAGUGUGAACUUGGAGCAGUAGGUGGAGUGGAUUGCGCAGUGGGAACAGAUGGAGAAGAAGAUGGUAUUGGCUGGGCAGAGGAAAAUGAUUUUGUAGAGUUGUUUUUUGAAGAAAAGGAAGAUAUUAUUGAGGAGCCAAUAAAUGAUUCCAACCUUGUCUGGCCAGAGAUGCCUCAAGAUUACAUGCCUGUUGUAGCUCUGGGGCCUCCUGUGCCCCAACAAGCACCACUUUCACCUCCAAUGCCAUUCCUGCUGUCUGAUCACGUGAGAAACAACUUCUUGCAACACUUACCCUCUGAACUCAGGUAUAGGUGCUUGGAGCGUAAACUACAGAAUGUAGAAGUCCUUAGGGGUAUAAGUAUGUUUACAUUUAAUGGACGCAGGGCUCUGCUGUCAGACCCUUACUUGUUUCGAGCAAAGAUGGAGGACAAGGCAGUGGACACAUCUGACCUGGAGGUAGCUGAAGACCCCAUGGGCCUCCACGGCAUCGAUCUCAUCACUGCAGCUUUGCUCUUCUGCCUUGGCGAUUCUCCAGGAGGCAGAGGAAUCUCAGACAGCAGAUUUGUCGAUGGCUACCACAUUGACUUUGGUACUCAGACUUUCUCCUUCCCUUCAGCCAUUCUUGCAACCAACACCAUGGUGGGGGACAUCGCAUCAGCCUCAGCCUGUGAUCAUGCCAGUCCACAGCUUUCCAACCCCAGCCCCUUCCACACUCUCAGGCUGGACCUGGUGCUUGAAUGUGUGGCCCGAUACCAAACCAAACAGCGCUCCAUGUUCACGUUUGUGUGUGGACAGCUGUUCCGGCGGGACGAGUUCUCGUCUCAUUUCAAAAAUGUUCACGGGGAUAUUCACGCUGGACUCAAUGGCUGGAUGGAGCAACGCUGCCCCUUGGCCUACUAUGGCUGCACCUACUCCCAAAGACGAUUCUGCCCAUCUGUGCAGGGCUUCAGGAUCAUCCAUGACAGGCACCUCGGCUCUUUUGGGGUUCAGCCUGGUCUACCUUUAAAAACUGGGGACAACCUCCCAAGAAACACCCGCCACUUUGGCUCUCAGUGCGAUGGAUUCAGCAGUCUCCCAUUCGAGGUGUUGCAACAUGUAGCAAGCUUCCUGGACAGCUUCAGCUUGUGCCAACUAUCCAGAGUGUCCCGCACCAUGAGGGAUGUAUGUGCCAGUCUGCUACAGAUGCGUGGCAUGGUCGUCCUGCUGUGGGAGAAGAAACGGCGUGCUGAUGGAUCUCCUUCAUGGCAGAUAACAGAUAAGGUGUGGCGAUUCAGCACAGCUUUCGGUACAGUGAAUGAGUGGAAGUUUGCCAACAUCGCCAGCAUGGCCGACCACCUCAAGAAGUGCAAGUUCAAUAAGAUAGCUCGUCGGGAGGAGGCCAUCCCUCUGCCGUGCAUGUGCUUCACCAGAGAGCUCACGAAAGAGGGGAGGUGUUUGCGUUCAGUUCUCAAACCAGUAGCAUAAGCGAUGAAGUCACCUUUUGGACAUUUCUGAGACCAUCAGAACUCAAAUACACAUGUAUUUUCCUCCAGUGUUUACAGACAUUAGUCUCCAGCCUCAAAAAAAUAGAAAACUCCUGGUUGGAUGUUAUGAACUGUUGUUCUUUGCUUCACAGUGGAAAAAAAAAACCUUCUCUCCCGUAAAUAAGACAAAGCCAGUAGUGGUCUGAUUCAUACUCACAGAUCGGGAUUGUAACGAGCAAAUUUAAUUGCUAGCCUUGUAUCCUGCACUCUGAUGGAUUUAUUAAUACCACUGUACUGAAGUUCUACCAUUAUCUACUCUGACGUGUAAAUAAUCAGAUGUUUUGAUGUAGAAUUUUUUUAUUUUUAUAUCUAAAAGUCAGUACUGUGCUACAUUGGAGGUAAGAGUAGAGCCUUAACUUGUGAUACACUUGAUUUUCUAGUCUUUAGGCUGUUCAGAACGUCUCAGUGAGAUUUUCUCAACUGCUUCUAGCUGGAACAGUUUACUGGUAUCUUGCACGGUUUUAUAUCUUAUCCUGAUACCUAGAGUGACCACGUGUGUACUGCUUAGAGCUCAUAGAUUUCAUGGCUUUAAUUCUACACUUUAAGACUGACCAAACAUCUGUGGAAGGUCUGCACAAUGUACGCCAUUGUACAGGAUGAUCGAACUGUAUCACUGUGGGUGUUGUUUCUGUUCACCAGCAUAAGCAUGUCACCAUCAUCGUGUUUGGUGUUUUAAUGUAGUGUGUUUUGCAGUUUGGCACAUGGCGCUGACGUUAUGGCGGUAACAAAGGUGGUCCAUCUUCUUCUCUUCUUCUCUCACUUCUGACUAAUGGGCUGGCGUGUUAGUCAGGAUGAGAUACAAGAUAACACUAUUCACCAGCCACAUGGCAGUACAUUUUUAGCUGUGGUUGAAUUGUGGUUUGUCUUUUCUACCAGCUACUUUGAUAAGUAACCAGCAAUUGUGAUCUAAAUCUAAAUGUAGCAAGUGAAAUAAUGAAUGUACUCAGUGAAUAUAAGAAUCCAUCAGUGAGUGCCGGUAGUGAGCAGGAAGCUUAGUUUCCUUCCCUCAGUGUCAGACCUCAUCAAACCCUGCAGGCCAGGUGUUUAGAACUAUAGCGGGCACACACUUCCCUCCAGUAACGAGCUUCACUAAUUAUCUUCACAUUCAUUAUUUAUCAUGUUUAUAUGUUUUUGGCACUACAUGUCCACUGUGUUCGAAUGUUUUGGUGUCUCAGGGCUGCAGCAUGAAGCGUUAUCUCGCAGUAGAUGUUUGUGUGUGUGUGUGUGUGUGUGUGUGUGUGUGUGUGUGUGUGUGUGUGUGUGUGUGUGUGUGUGUGUGUGUGUGUGUGUGUGUGUGUGUGUGUGUGUGUGUGUGUGUGGGGUCAACAAAGUUGCUCAGAAUGACAUGACGACUUGUCAGCUGCUUGAUCAUUGUGGGCAUCUUAGAACUGACUGGUGUACCGCUCAGUAUUAUUAUAACAUAACAGUGUGUGUUGCAGUGCUGGACUAACAAAUUACAUGUUUUCAUGUUUGUCAUCCAUCAGCGUUGUGCUUAUAAUUGAGAAACUGAAAUAGGCUGUCAGUGUUUGAAUGUUCUUUUAAAACAUGGAGGUUAAUAAGGUCUAACAACACAUUACAUAUUUUGCUCCCUGAUAUGAGAAAAUGGCUCCACAUUGUUUUUCAAUGUGGAGUGCAAAAUUGGUUGAAAAUGUCACAGAAAAGUAACUGAUUACUGGUAAGAAAAAAUAAUAUUCCUUUGAGAAAAUUGUGUGUUUUUUUUUUUUUUUUUUUUAAUAUUUUUGAAGUUUGAUGUAAAGCCCAAGCAAUGUUUGAACUAAGUUGUCUUUUUAUUCUAGUAAGUCCCAAUCUGUGUUUGGUUUAUUUUUAAUUUUUUGUACUGGUACUUUUAUUUGGAAAGAGAAAAAAAAUCUGCCUCUGUAAUGUCUAGAUUUGUAUUUGAAUUAUUGAUUUGCACAUGAAGGCAUGUACUGUAAAAUUUAAGUCAUGAUGCUGAGGGGUUUUCUUUGCUCAAGUAGCAGGGAUUUUAGUCCCUUGUGUUCUGCAUGUGGGUUUGAUGUUUUUGGAAAAUGUAUCAGUCAGUCCAGUUGCAGACUCAUUUAUACAGGUGAUUUCUCAGGCACAGUGCAUCAGUUUAAUACAUUUUCAUAUGAGCUGUUACAUUUUUAAAAAUAUGAUGAAUUUCAUCCAGAUCUGAUAGCACACCUCAUUCUUCAGGUUUUAACCUUUUUAAAACAAUGAAGUGGAAUGGGGGACCUGAGUAUUAAAUCUGUUGUUUGUUCUACUGAGGUUCACACAACAUUAAGACAAACAUAUUUCAUUCUACAGCACAGUGGUUUUUCAGCAACGCAGACAAGUCUUUGCAGGCACCUGGAGUGUAUCAACCGUUUCAUCAAGAGUUUGAAGUUUUGUUUUCACUCCUGUUGAAGUGUGUGUUUUUUUUCACCACAAUAUGCCAGCUUCAUUUGUUUGACUUUUGAAGCAUUUAAUAAAGAGGCUCUCAGUUUUUAAAUAUU